Molecule: messenger RNA, 1628 nt
Organism: Castor canadensis (American beaver)
Lineage: Eukaryota; Metazoa; Chordata; Mammalia; Rodentia; Castoridae
Gene: Samd3
Product: sterile alpha motif domain containing 3
Molecular function (GO): protein binding
Source: RefSeq, a predicted model, not a curated record
AAAAAAUACACUAGUGAAUCGUUCUCUGACCUUUUACUCUGCAGGUGUGUCAUUUACAAGCAACAGCAAUGGAAACCUGGUCAGUUGAUCAAGUCUGCAGUUGGUUGGUGGAGAAAAACUUAGGAGACCUAAUUCCUAGGUUUCAAGAGGAAGAAGUAAGUGGAGCUGCUCUUCUAGCACUCAAUGAUCGGAUGGUUCAGCAACUGGUAAAGAAAAUUGGGCACCAGGCUGUUUUGAUGGAUUUAAUUAAAAAAUACAAGCAGAACAGUCAAAGACAGUCUUCUGGAAGCUCCAGAGAGACAGCCCUGCUCACCCGAACUGAGGCAGCCCGAGAGGAUGAACAGCCCUCUAGUCCAGCUAUCUGUGAAGAUCAGAUACCAUCUUUCCAUCCAGCUGAAAAUCAUGACAAUGGGCUAACUGACAAAAGAGUAUUGAAACGGAGAAGAAACGUGAAACACGUUCUAGCAAGGAAUAAAGCAUUACAAUGGACCAAGUCCUACGUUUUGCCAGAGUUUCCCUAUGAUGUGAAAUGCAUGUUAGCAGAGCAGAAGUGUCCCGAUCACAGCAUGAGGAUAAGGGUCAUUGAGUUUCUCCAGGCUGACAUGACGAAGUACCUGGAAGGCUCGCUGUAUCCUACUACCCAGCAGUACAAUGAUGUGAUCCAUGCUCUGCUGCAGGCCCACCCUUUCCUGGAUGAGGACGGCUGUGGCUUUUUUUUAUGGAAACGAGCCCUCAAAGAUCGCUUUAAAUAUGUUCGAAGACCCAUAGAAGAUGAUGAACAAGUUAUGAGAAAUAAGUGCAAAUUUGGACACCGAAGAGGCCAGACAAGGAAACCUCCUGUUGAUAAUAGACUUGAUGAAGUUAAAAUUCUCCAGAUAAAAGAAGAAUCUGUUUGUUUAGAUUCUGAGGUAGAUGAACAUAUUAACUGGUUCCAGCAAGAGUAUGUGAAAACAGAAAAGGACUGGAGAGAAAUUGACAAGAGGAUGAGCCAGACUUUGGAAAUAAGAAGAAAGUUGAUUGGCAGCAGAACGCCUCUGAAGGACAUUCUUAAAAUGUUUCCUUUCUUGAAGUGCCCUUACCAGAUGUUCAGAGAAUUCCAGCUUCUUACAAGAACAGAUAUUUAUAAGAAAACAAGGCAUAUUUUGGAAUCUUAUUCAGAAAAUAUACUGACUUCUCUUUCAGUGGUGGAUAAUCCAAUCAAUGUUGCAUUGCAAGAAAAACUGAGACAGUACACUGAUGAAGACAUGUUGAAAUACAUGAAGAUGACAGCCACAUGUCUACUCCUCCCAGAUGUUUUUGGGGAUGAUCCUAACCUUUUUGUUGUUGUGAAUGACAAGGUGCAAGUGGCCACACCUGUGUUGGAAGUUAAAAACCCCUUCAACAUCGACGUUUGCGAGUUUUCUUUAUAUUUGGACAAAGAGAAGCUCACCAAGGUGGAUGACUGUGUCACAGCUGUAGCUGCUCUAGUGGCUGCCUUUCAAGUGUUUGGGAUUGAGUACCCAAGAAGACUGUCCCAAACCCUCAAUUUCCUCCAGACCUUGAUCUUUGAUAUGCAGAGUCCCUAUUUUCCUUCUUUGAAAGAAAAGGAAAAGGAAGUAGGAUUUCAAGGCCCAGUCACUCAAUACUAG